ACUUAAAAUGCAGACUACCUACAGUUCAGCUCUCUCAUUCUGGUGCAGAAAGCCAUCCCUCAACAGCAGGCAGCACCGGCUCUCACACAAAGUUCAGCUUGCAGCGCAGAGAGGAGGCAAUGAGAGCUAGGGUGUGGUUUUCUCCAGCGGGGCUGCUGGCUUGGCUAUGCUGCUUUGGUCUGGGGCCCGUUCAGGGGGAGAAGGUGCUGGUUAUGCCCGUGGAUGGAAGCCACUGGCUCAGUAUGAAGAUACUGGUCAAGGAGCUCAGCCGCAGAGGCCACAAGGUCACGGUCCUGGUGCCUGAAAGCAGCCUGCUGAUCCAAGGUUCUGACAGCUACAAGACUGAAGUUUACAAAGUGCCUUAUACUCAAGCCGAACUGGAUAAGAACUUUGAAAAGCUCAGGGAAGGACUGUUCGACAAGCAGGCAGGAAUUACAGAUUUAUUUGUCAAUGUGGAGCGUUUGGUGAAGUUUACAUCUCUCCAGUCGGUGGGCUGUGAGGCUUUACUGGACAAUAAGCCUUUGAUGAAUCAACUCAAGGGAGAGGGAUUUGAUAUGAUGCUUACAGACCCCUUCCUUCCAUGUGGCUCCAUCCUGGCACAUAUGUUUUCCAUUCCUGCUGUGUAUUUUCUGCGUGGGCUUCCCUGCGAGCUGGACAUUAAAGCUAACAAGUGCCCUUCUCCUGUUUCCUACGUCCCGGUGUUUUUCUCUGGUAACACAGACCGUAUGAGCUUCCUACAGAGGGUUAAAAACAUGAUGAUGUCUUUUUUGGAGUCGUACAUAUGCACAGUCCUGUACCGCCACUUUGAUGAUCUGGUCAGCAGGCACUUACAAGAUGGCAUGUCUUACAAAGAACUCAUAAGCCACGGGUCCAUCUGGCUUCUUAGAUAUGACUUUGUUUUUGAUUGGCCCAAACCUCUCAUGCCAAACAUGGUUUUAAUAGGUGGGAUCAACUGUGCAAAAACCGCUCCUCUUUCAGCAGACCUGAAAGAAUUUGUGGAUGGCUCAGGAGACGAUGGUUUUAUUGUCUUUACACUGGGCUCGAUGGUGUCCGACAUGCCUGACACUAAAGCAAAGCAGUUCUUUGACGCCUUUCGACAAAUUCCUCAGAGGGUGGUUUGGAGAUACACGGGUGAAGUACCCAAAGAUGUGCCCAAGAAUGUCAAACUUCUGAAAUGGUUACCUCAGAAUGAUCUUCUAGCACAUCCCAAAGCUAAGGUCUUCAUGACUCAUGGUGGCAGCCAUGGUAUCUACGAAGGUGUCUGUAAUGCCGUUCCCAUGUUGAUGUUUCCACUUUUCGGGGACCAGGGGGACAAUGUACACCGAAUGGUGUCUCGUGGCGUUGCUGAGAAGCAAAGCAUAUUUGAUAUGAAAAAUGCAACACUGGUAGCUGCACUGAAAAAAAUGAUCUACGACAAAGGAUAUAAAGAGCGGAUGAUGAAGCUGUCCCAGAUACACAUGGACCGCCCUGUUGAACCUUUGGACCUAGGUGUUUUCUGGUCUGAGUUUGUAAUGAGACACAAGGGAGCAUCACAUCUAAGGGUAGCCGCACAUGACUUGAACUGGUUUCAGUACCACAGCUUGGAUGUUAUUGGUUUUUUAGCUUUUGUUUUUGUCACCGUUUUAUGGGUGACUCUGAAAUCCUGCUUGUUUUGCACUCGCAAGUGUUGUGGGAAAAGAAGUGCAAAGAAAAAAUCUGAGUAGUGUCUGUCACAAAGUAAAUAGUUUGAACACUGCCUUGACGUUUUUGUCAGGUGUACUGUAAAAAGUGUAUAUAUGUGAUUGUAAAUUUCCAAGCCAUUUCCACAUUUGUCCAGAACACUUGUAAAAUUAAGCUGACAGAUUUUUUUUUUUUGUCAUCCAGCACUUCUGAAGUAUUCAAAAUAAAAAUAAAAAUGACUUGCUUUAAAUUAAUUUAUAAAUUUUGGGAUAAUAUUCCAAUCUCUGUAAAAGGAUGGGUUUCUUGCACUAGUGCUGACAGAGUUUGAUUAAGACAUUAGUUUGGUUCCUGGUUAAUAGGAUUGUCGGUGGAAUGGAUUCUACUGAGAGGUUUUGUUUUCUAAAAGCUGUCAGCUUUUAUGUAUGUAUUUUUAAUAUAAAGCCCUCUGCAUUUAGUGCCACCUCUGGUAAAGAUUUGUAAAAAAUAAAAUUACUUUAGUUACACUUAUUUUAUAUGGACGUGUUAAGGAUGUCAUUGAGUUUGGCACUGGUGAUUUAGAUAAGAGAACUAUUUCUUAACAUUAAUUUUUUUUCCCUCCCACUGAAUAACUGUACUGUUAAUUAAAGGCUGGAUUUUUUUUAUCAGCUCCUAUGAGAAAAUUGUCCAUCUCACCUUGGUUAUUUAUGGUAACACCAGGAGAAAUAACUACUUGUAAGCUGGAGAAUAAAAUAUCAUGCCGUUUAAAAAGCAGCCAAAAAGUCUAGUAAAAUAAGUCUUAAAUUGUUAGUCACUAUAAUGUUUGCAAUUGAAACAAAUUAUUUAAAAAUAUCUUAAAAAUACAGUUUGCACCAAACCAAAGACUUUUAGCUCUUCCUAAUUGAGAAUAACCAAAGACAAUCUUCACCAUAGCAGAGCCAAGAAACUCAGCAAGUGAGAAGGAAAUGUUAUUUUGGAGCCAACCUGUACUUUAUCUUCUUUUUUUAUAUAUUAAUGUGAUUAAUAUGGUUUAUUUGGUUCAUUUUACAGCCCUGGUCUAACCAACGCUGUAAAAUAUUAGAGUUUAGUAAUGACAUUUUGAGGAUCCAGCCUGGAACAAGCUAAGAAAGAAGUAGCCUAUUUUUCCAAGAAAUCCUAGGAGACAUUAAGUUUAUCUAUGUUUUGGUCUUGACUUACUGCAGUAAUAAAUAAAUAAAUGUAACCCCAAUUCUGAUGAAGUUAUGUAAAACAUAAAAUAAAAACAGAAAACAAUGA
Messenger RNA from Girardinichthys multiradiatus, 2910 nucleotides. Its product is annotated as UDP-glucuronosyltransferase-like. The coding region runs from base 120 to 1703 and encodes 527 amino acids. Gene Ontology annotation, molecular function: UDP-glycosyltransferase activity. The transcript is spliced from 5 exons. NCBI's taxonomy places the organism in Eukaryota, Metazoa, Chordata, Actinopteri, Cyprinodontiformes, Goodeidae. The record is from RefSeq and is a predicted model, not a curated record.